AUGCAAAAUGAAUCGAUGCCGGCGGAGAGCGAUCCUCUCAUGAAUAUCGACGCAAGACUGACAAGGGCGCCAGCGAGGGCUGAAACCAUCCCCAGAAUCGAGAUUGCGACUUAUGCUGGCAUAGACGUAUACGAGUGCUACUGCAGAGGGUUUGAAUCGCGAAUUGUGAUGCGAAGAUGUCUCGACAACUGGGUGAACAUCACCCAGGUGUUUAAAAUCGCGUCAUUUUCCAAGACACAGCGAACAAAAAUUCUGGAGAAAGAAUCGAACAUGGUUAAACACGAGAAGAUCCAGGGUGGCUACGGACGGUUCCAGGGCACUUGGAUUCCGUUGGAAAACGCCCAGUAUCUGGUUCAGAAAUACAACGUCAACGACCUGGUAGUGUCCACGAUUUUAAAUUUCCAGCUCGACCCCUCAGACCCGCCUAUUCGACGCUCCAAAAACUCUCUGAUCAAAAAACAGUCGCCAGGAACCAAGAUUCACUCGCCAUCCAGUUAUAAUAAGACGCCAAAGAAAAACGGGGCUGCAACGAUCAAGAAACAGGGCAAAAAACGACCCAACAGCUCGAUCGGUAAUGUGGGUCAAAACGCUGCGAUUAAAAAAUCAUCCCAGAUUCACCCCAGUCCCUUGCAGAACCUGGCGUUCCAAACUCCUCAACAUCAACAACACAUCUCCAUGCCACACAAUAACUCUACUGUGAUAGCCCCAGAUCAGCAAACUCCAAUCCAUCCUUCCUCCUACGAAACCACUCAAAAACCAUUGCAGUUCUACCCGUACCCACAACAGCAACCGGCGUUUUUGACAUUCGAUUCUAAUAACCCCCAUCAACAGCAUCCGGUCAAAAGAGGCAAAAAACUGAGCAAACUUCCGUCAUCGAACCAGUUCCAGGCGCAGCACAGCUUUCGGGUCAUAAAACAACAGUUCAUGGAGCGAAAUAACUUUCAGGCUGGAAAGUCGAUCCCACACGCGAUGGUCACAAUCCAUCCGCAGCCCGCAGUGCACAAAACCUCGCACUCUAAUGGUUCCAAUGGUUCAAAUGGCUCGUCGAUUGAGUUGUUUUCGGCCCGUGAAGAACCAUCGCCAAUUUCGUCUCGCUCAACUUCGCCUAAGCUAAGAAAUCAGCCCGAGAUAGAAAUCAAAGGUGAUAUCGAUGAAAAACAUGUUUCUUCGGAAGAAUACAAAGAAAUUCUAUUGCAAGUUUUAUCAUCAGAUUACUCUACAAGCGAUUCGGAUUCUAUAAUGCUACCUGAAGAAUUGUAUCAUUCACCUCCAGAUCUGGAUAUAAACUUUACGAUUGAUGACCAAGGACACACAACGUUGCAUUGGGCAGCAGCUAUGGCCAAUGUGCCUUUGCUAAAACUGAUUUUGAGUCUUUCCGCUGAUAUCUCAUUGUGUAACCACCGUGGGUUCAACACAAUCACCAAGGCCUGUUUUUACAAUAACUGUUACAAAGCCGGUGUAUUUCCUAAAGUUCUAGAGCUCCUGAAGCCCUGUAUUAUCACGCCAGACAUGAAUGGUAGGCUUCCGCUUCACUAUCUGGUAGAGUUGAGCGUGAACAAAUCGAAGGAUCCGUUGGUGAUAAAUUACUACUUGGACACUUUACUUGAUGUUCUGGCACAAGAGGACAUUUCUUUGCUCCGAAUGUGUCUCAAUCAUCAGGACAGUGCAGGUAAUACAGUGCUUCAUCUUUCGGCUUUGAACCUAAACCUUGAGCUUUGCAACAAACUCUGCUAUCUGGGCGGCUCGAUGUCAAUCUUAAAUCUUGAACAUGAAACUGGAACCUCGCUUUUAGCAAGAUUCAAUCUGGUUCCGCCAUCCUCACAGGAAUUAGAAGAAUCCAUAUCCGAAAUGGUUGAAGAUGCUGAGGAUAAACGGGCAAGGCAGAUGAGGCUCAGCACCCCAGUGAUGACCAGAAAGAGAAACGGUAGUUUCGGUCAAAUCGACGAUAACACCAUUAUGAUGACUCAGGAUUUGACCUCGUUUUCCAGCAUUUCUAACUCAAUUGCAAAUACAUCAAAGGUGAAAAGUCCACAGCGCAAUGUUCUGGUUUCGGAGCCACUUUCGGUGUCUUCAACGCUCAACAAAGCUGUAAAGCCCUUACAUGCACCACCUUCAGUGCGACCUGGGCGGGCCCGUUCUACACAAGCUUUAGCAAAACAGCUAUCGAAGCUUACCGCCUCCUUCACAGACUCAGUGGACGACGAAAUAAGUGGACUAGACCUGGAGAAGGAAAAGAUUACAAGCAGAAUUGAGAGUACUCAGAAUUCUCUCAGUAACAACAGAGAUCUGAUGCAAGAAUUACUUCAAGGCAGGUCGGACACGGAUGUUUUACGUGGUGAUGUACAGAAACAAUCAGAUCAAGUGCGCUCUCACAUGUCGCAGCUGGCUAACUCGAUCGAAAAAUCGCAAGCGCUGGCCUUAGCUACAUGGGUUCACGAAGAAGAAUCGGCCGUGACUUCGAGCUCCAACUCCCCUCAAAAGGAAGGGCCAAUCAGUUCACCCGUGCGUGUCAUAGGACACCAUUUGUUAAGUCUGGGCUUGAAACUCACUUUACAGCAGCUGAAGCGUAAGCACGUCGUUGAAAAGAUAUCCAGAGAAAAAUCCGAGGUCUAUUCCUCUUCCAAGAUCAAAAAAUACCGAAAAUUGAUUGGUACAUCCAUAGAAGACAUUGACUCCAAACUGGACGACAUUGAAAAAGAUCUAAGUGCGACAGCUUAG
This is a messenger RNA of Lachancea meyersii CBS 8951, 2718 nucleotides long. NCBI's taxonomy places the organism in Eukaryota, Fungi, Ascomycota, Saccharomycetes, Saccharomycetales, Saccharomycetaceae. The record is from the annotation of a GenBank genome assembly.